Eupeodes corollae is the source of this 646-nucleotide messenger RNA. RefSeq lists its product as uncharacterized. The record is from RefSeq and is a predicted model, not a curated record. The transcript has 4 exons. The coding region runs from base 1 to 549 and encodes 182 amino acids. NCBI's taxonomy places the organism in Eukaryota, Metazoa, Arthropoda, Insecta, Diptera, Syrphidae.
AUGAAUAUCUGCAGAAGAGUUUUAAUUUUUAUCGCAAUACUUGGUUUAUUCUUUUAUGUUAAAGCGACUAUAAACGUUAAGAUUUUUAAAAAUAAUUGUAUUGUUCAUGACCCGAAGACAAUACAAAACAUAAGUUGUUCCGUUAAACCGUUAAAUCGAACGACAACUGCUGUCAAUAUAAGCGGCUAUAUCAUACGUAAUGUGUCAAAUUUGCUCAUAAAUGCACAGCUCUUUAAAAAAUCUGAAAUAAACUAUCGACCUUUUCUUGUUAACGUCACCGAGAAUUAUUGUGAUUAUUUUUCUAAGAACAAAGGAGGCGCUUACAUGAGAUUGGUAGCUCCAAUUUAUAUGCCUUAUACAAAUAUGAAUCAUACUUGUCCGUUUUAUGGAUAUGGAUUCUUAAAGGAUUUGCCUAUUUCAAGAGAUAAAUUGCCCAAAUUUUGGCCACCUGGAAGUUAUCGUUUGGAUUUGCUGGCGUAUGAAAAAAACUAUGGCAAAUUACUUACAAUUCAACUUUACUUUGACAUAAAGGAAAUCAGACAACAAUAAGAACAAAAAUGAAGGAAGGAUUGUUUGUGGUCGAAUAUUGAAAUCAAAUAUUGGUGUGAUUUAGUGGGGGUGUACUUAUGCUUCUCACACAUUUAAC